Aphis gossypii (cotton aphid) is the source of this 1396-nucleotide messenger RNA. Its product is annotated as transcription factor Adf-1-like. The coding region runs from base 386 to 1096 and encodes 236 amino acids. Gene Ontology annotation, molecular function: DNA binding. Gene Ontology annotation, biological process: regulation of transcription by RNA polymerase II. Gene Ontology annotation, cellular component: transcription regulator complex; nucleus. The transcript is spliced from 3 exons. The record is from RefSeq and is a predicted model, not a curated record. Lineage: Eukaryota; Metazoa; Arthropoda; Insecta; Hemiptera; Aphididae.
GCAGCCGGACGGCAGCGGACGCAAACCACCGCCACCGCCGCCGCCGCCUCCUCCGUCGCCCGUGGUUGUCGUCGUUGUCGUCGUCGUCGUCGUCGUCGCCGUCGUCGUCGCCGCCGCCACCGCCACCGACGCCGCCACUGCCGCGGCACUGCGGCAGUCGUGUACCCCGGCACAGGUGGCCCGCGCGUCGUUUGGCCGCACAGCGACGGUUGGGUUGCGAAACGUUUUCGAAAAGCGGGAAAAAAAACCCACAACCGUCACGCCCGCGCCGGCCCAGCAACAUUAAUCGGCGACGACGUCGGACCAAAGACAUACCCUCGCAACAACAACCAUAGCGCGGCGACAGAAACGACGACGGCGGCGGCGGCCCGGCGACGACGAUAACAUGGAGGAACAGUUGAUCGCAGAGAUCGAGCGGCGGCCCGUGCUGUACGACAGGAGCGUGCAAGCGUGCAAAAAGAUGUCGGCUCGGGACGAAGCGUGGCGCGAAGUGGCCGAAAUAAUGAAGCAAUCCGAGGCAGAAGUGAAAAAACGGUGGAGAACGCUCCGGGAUUCGUUCAUGCGGUUCCACCGGCUACAGCGGACGUUCGGGCCCAAGGGCAAGAAGAAAAUGUGGAUUUACUACAACGAGAUGGCGUUUCUGAUACCGCACAUCGAGCCCAGAGACUACAAGAUGUCCGGAGCCUUCGACGGCGCCGAGUUCAACGACGACUGCAACGCGGACAUGGACAACAACAGCCGGACGGCCGCGGAAACCCACCCCUCCGACAUGGUGUCCAUAGCGUCCGACAUGUGCGAGGCCGAGCUGACCACGCCGCCGAUCGGCAGCGCCGGUUGCCAGUGCUUCAACGGCAUCGGUCUGCACGUGCAACAGGAACCAUCGAACAUGUUGAUGAUGGAACCGGUCGGCGGCGGCGUCAAGCGCAAGGGGUCGGACGACUCGUCGGAGUCGGCCACCGACUCGGACGAACACUUCGCUCUCAGUUGCGUCGCAUCGCUGCGCCGUCUGCCCGUGCGGAAGAACGCCGAGAUGCGCAUGAAGAUCUUGCACAUGCUUUACGAGGCCGAAUACGGCGAAGAACCCGUAUUGCGAUAAAUCUCCGUCGCGUGUUUAUCAUAAAAUUAUAAUAUAUUGUCGUUUAACCAUGUGACAUUUUGUGCAUAUUUUUUUUUUCUUAUUUACUAUUAAUUAUUAUUAUUUAGUAUUACUACUACCUAUAUUAUGUACUCUUGUGUUGUAUUUAUGAUAAAUAGAUGAUAUUAUUAUUAUUAUUGUAAGUUGAAAUCCAUUUUACUUAUACUUAUACAUUGUGACUAUUGUACGAUUUAAGUGAUUUAUUGUAAUGAAAUAAAAAAUAAAUAAUAAUAAUAUAGUCAUUUUUUUAUACGUUAAUAA